CAUACACUUCAAUAUCAGAAUUCAGUGCCCUAGGUACCCACACUCACCCCCGCCGCCUCCUCCAUCGCCAAAAACUCACGUCCACCGCUGUCUUACCGCUGCCGUCGCAUCUACUCCAGUCGCCGUUCCACUGCUCAAGCUCGUCUCCUCCUCCUUCUCAACGCGUCUCGCGUCGCCACUUGUCUCCUCUGUCUCGUUAUUCCGUCGCACGACCCCUGUUCUGUCGUCCCUACUACUCAUGCUCGUCUCCUCCGUCUCGUUCCUCCAUCGCACAGCCCCUGUUCUGCCGCGCUCUAGCCCUCCUCUGCUCUAGUUCGGCCGCGCUCUGUCUCGUGUGUCCGUCGUGCUCCCUCAACCUCACCUCUGUGCUCUAUGCUCUGAAAGAUUUUGCCGCAAAGUCCAGACAGUCUCCACCAUCCACCGCUGAAGCUAUUGAAGCGGCAGCGUCAUUCUUGCCAGACCUGAUAACCGCUUCUCCACCUCGAUUGGCUCAAUCGAGUUUUCUUUUUUGUUGUGUACGAAGAAGCAGCAGUAGCUCAGCCCUUAGGGUUAACACUGACACGUAUUCUGCUGUGGUCGCUGCAAAGAUGGAGCCAGAGGUAGUGGAGGCAGAGCUGGUUUUGCCGAGUUAUCUCAGUUUCAAGAAGGUUCAAAUGUAUGAGAAAUAUCCCAAAGGCCAAUCCAGAGGCAGGCACUGGAAACACCUUAAACAGAUUAUUCAGGCUGAGAAUUACCAAAAUUACCCUCCUGAGGAACCCAAUUAUGUCAAUAUUGAAUCGCCCCCUUCUAUGCAUCCUUGCAAGAAAAUUUGUGAUAUUACUGGCUUUGAGGCACCUUACUAUGAUCCUAGGACCAAUCUCCGGUAUGCUAACACUGAAGUUUUCAAGAUCAUAAGAUCGCUUCCUAAUGAAUAUGUGCAGAGAUACCUAGCUUUAAGGAAUGCCCAAGUGGUUCUUAAGUAGUUCUUUUACUUUUUCAACUUCUGGGAUAUUAAAUAGGUUUACUCGUUGGACAUUAUUAAGUGAUGUCACUCAUCUAUGCAUCAUCAUCGUAUUGAUCUUUUUCUGAUAUUUUGCUAGCAAAUUGCAUAAAAUCUACUUACAUUCAAGCAAUGAUGGUGUAUGUACUAAGUGGAAACACAUCCAAUGUAAUAAAAGUUGGAGUAACUUCAUGUGGCUUGGACAGAUUCUAGUUUGACACAUUGAAUUUCUUCUGUCAGGUUUCAUAAGUUUUUGGCUUUGCAAAA
This is a messenger RNA of Arachis stenosperma, 1246 nucleotides long. Its product is annotated as protein EIN6 ENHANCER. Gene Ontology annotation, biological process: chromatin remodeling. Gene Ontology annotation, cellular component: Ino80 complex. The record is from RefSeq and is a predicted model, not a curated record. Lineage: Eukaryota; Viridiplantae; Streptophyta; Magnoliopsida; Fabales; Fabaceae. The coding region runs from base 588 to 962 and encodes 124 amino acids. The transcript is spliced from 4 exons.